AAAAAGCAGAAUUUUUGUGUAUAAAAAAAAAAAAAUUGAAUUUAUUUUAAAAAGAAAAAUUUGAAAGCAAAAAUGUAGACAUACAUUAACCAACCAACCAAUGAUCAUAACUAUCGGUGAUAUAAUUAAAAAAAAAAAAAUUUUAAUUCCCUUUGGUGUCAAGUUUAACUUUACAAAUGUGGCCACAAUAACGAAAAACAAAAUGUUGCAAAUUUUGCGAAAUUUCGAUCUCAAUAUAAUUACGUGGCCACUUUAAAAAGGCAAUGAAAUCGCGUAAGCUACCCAAAGGCUUCGUGCUUUGUGGCUUGAAUUGCUUAACUUUUGUUUACUUUCCAUUGGUUUUACCGAUACUGAUAUGCUCGGCCAACGAUUUCGAUUAUCGUUUGCAGAGGGUGAGGAACGUUUUAAAAGAAGUGCCCCUAAUAGAUGGACACAACGACUUACCAUGGAAUAUAAGGAAGUUUUUAAAGAAUCAAUUGAAAGAUUUUCAUUUUGGUGGCGAUUUAAGGCAAAUACAACCGUGGUCGAGCAGCGCUUGGAGUCAUACGGAUUUGCGGAGACUGAAAGAGGGCAUGGUGUCAGCACAGUUUUGGUCGGCCUAUGCCCCGUGUUCCUCACAACAUCUAGAUGCUGUACAAUUAACCUUAGAACAAAUCGAUCUUAUACGACGUCUGGUCAAUCUCUAUCCGCAUCAUAUGACUCUAGUUACAACUGCCUCAGGUAUCGAGAAAACUCACAAAAGUGGCAGAAUAGCCAGCUUAAUUGGCGUGGAAGGCGGCCACGCCAUUGGCACCAGCUUAAGUGUGCUUCGCAUGUUUUAUCAGCUUGGCGCUCGUUAUUUAACAUUAACACAUACCUGCAAUACACCUUGGGCAGAUUGUUGCAAAGUUGACGAACCGGGAAAAUAUCCUCAUAUUGGUGGAUUAUCUAAGUUCGGCAAGCUGGUUGUACAGGAGAUGAAUCGUUUGGGUAUGAUUGUUGAUUUGUCACACGUUUCGGUGCCCACCAUGCUUGACGCUUUAGGUUCUUCAAAAGCUCCUGUGAUAUUUUCGCAUUCCUCUGCUCAUGCAAUUUGUAAUAGUUCGCGCAAUGUACCCGACCAUGUUCUACAAAGAAUUGCCAUAAAUGGUGGCCUAGUGAUGGUUGCCUUCUAUCCGCAUUUUGUUAGCUGCUCCGGUCAGGCUACGCUGCACGAUGUUGUCGCUCAUAUAAAUCACAUACGCGAAGUAGCUGGUGUUGAUCAUGUGGGCAUAGGAGCCGGUUACGAUGGUGUAAAUCUUGUACCCAAAGGAUUGGAGGAUGUUUCCAAGUAUCCGUAUUUACUUGCGUCUCUCCUCGAGUCUGACAAGUGGUCAGAGGAGGAUAUCGCUAAGCUGGCUGGUAAAAAUUUAAUACGUGUAUUUAAGGAAGUUGAAGCGGUACGUGAUCAAAUGGAACUAUUAAAAAUACCACCCGUUGACCAGUCAAUUCCACCAGAGGAUAUUAUGGGCAGAUCCUAUUGUCGUUAUCAAGGACCAAGAACGUGAUUACUUAUCUUUAGUUACAAUUGUUGUUGUACAGUAAACUCAUGUAUAGUAACAAAUGGCUUUAACAGCCAUAUUGUCUUUACUUUCAUAUCGUUGUAGUUUUUAUAGAAAAAUUGAAAACAAAAACCAAAAAAAGAAAAGGAAAAAUAAGAGAAAACACAAACCACAAAUAACUACAAAUACAAGAAGAGCAAAUG
This is a messenger RNA of Glossina fuscipes, 1723 nucleotides long. Its product is annotated as dipeptidase 1. NCBI's taxonomy places the organism in Eukaryota, Metazoa, Arthropoda, Insecta, Diptera, Glossinidae. The record is from RefSeq and is a predicted model, not a curated record. Gene Ontology annotation, molecular function: metallodipeptidase activity. Gene Ontology annotation, biological process: proteolysis. The transcript has 11 exons. Bases 264 to 1526 code for a protein of 420 amino acids.